Molecule: messenger RNA, 444 nt
Organism: Helianthus annuus (common sunflower)
Lineage: Eukaryota; Viridiplantae; Streptophyta; Magnoliopsida; Asterales; Asteraceae
Product: glutamine synthetase cytosolic isozyme 1-1
Exons: 5
Coding region: 1-444 (147 amino acids)
Cellular component (GO): cytoplasm
Molecular function (GO): glutamine synthetase activity
Source: RefSeq, a predicted model, not a curated record
AUGUUGUGCACUGUUGUUGAAACUGCCAUGAUAGAACUGUAUGCUAGGAUCGUUACUUUGGUGGUUUCGUUUGACCCAAAGCCGAUCCCGGGCGACUGGAACGGGGCUGGUGCUCAUUGUAGCUAUAGCACAAAAUCUAUGAGGGAGGAAGACGGGUAUGAGGUGAUCAAGAAAGCGAUCGUGAAGAUGGGCUUAAGGCACAAAGAGCACAUUGCUGCAUACGGAGAUGGCAACGAGCGACCUCUUACAAGGCGCCAUGAAACGGCUGACAUCAACACCUUUCUAUGGGGAGUUGCAAAUCGUGGCGCGUCUAUUCGUGUGGGGCGUGAUAUCGAGAGAGAAGGCAAAUGGUAUUUUGACGACCGAAGGCCGGCUUCUAACACGGAUCCAUAUGUUGUGGCCUCCAUGAUUGCUGAGACCACCAUUUUGUGGAAUAAAUCUUGA